AAUUUAUAGUUGUUGAUCCGUGUCUUGAACACUUGCUCAUUUCACCUAUUUCUACAUUCCUCAUCGACGUCCAGCAAAAUGGCUAGCGAAAAGAAGGAUAAGCUCGAGGCGCAGAUCAAGUCCGUCGACAUGACGGAGGAUAUGCAGCAGGAGGCUGUUGAAGUUGCAAUUGAGGCAAUGGACAAGUACCACAUUGAGAAGGACAUUGCUCAAUACAUUAAGCGAGAGUUUGAUUCGCGCAAGGGUGCGACAUGGCACUGUGUCGUCGGGAGGAACUUUGGAAGCUUCGUCACGCAUGAGACGAAACACUUCAUCUACUUCUACCUCGGACACUGCGCCAUUCUCCUUUUCAAGACCCAAUGAACAUACGACCGCAGACACCGGUCUGAUUCGCCCAAGCGAAGUCUAUAACCUUUUUCGGAUAAUUCAAGCAGA
Molecule: messenger RNA, 435 nt
Organism: Aspergillus vadensis CBS 113365
Lineage: Eukaryota; Fungi; Ascomycota; Eurotiomycetes; Eurotiales; Aspergillaceae
Product: dynein light chain DYN2
Exons: 7
Coding region: 79-363 (94 amino acids)
Biological process (GO): microtubule-based process; cilium assembly
Cellular component (GO): cytoplasmic dynein complex
Molecular function (GO): dynein light intermediate chain binding; dynein intermediate chain binding
Source: RefSeq, a predicted model, not a curated record